AUGUCUUCUGCUAAUUACGUGUCUCCAACUCCCUCAACUUCAACGCCAACAUGUCAAAACUUUGAGCGCAAAGUCGACGAGGUUAAGCCGUCCAAAACUGAUAUGAACAGAUUGGUCAUGGACUACCUCGUAACCAAUGGCUACCCUGCUGCUGCACAGAAGUUUGCACUCGAAGCCAACGUCCAACAAGUGGAUGUCGAAUCAAUCCAGGAACGGGUUGAGAUUCGAACGGCUAUCUAUUCGGGGAACAUCAAGGCCGCAAUCGAGAAGAUCAAUGAGCUUAAUCCUCAGAUUCUAGAUGAAAACCCAUCCCUGCAUUUUGCGUUACUACGCUUGCAGCUUGUUGAGUUAAUUCGCUCAUGCACCCUAAACCCGGAUGGAGACAUCACACCUGCCCUCGAGUUUGCUACCUCGCAACUCGCUCCACGGGCACCAACAAACUCUCAGUUUCUUGAAGACCUUGAGAAGACACUUGCACUUCUCAUAUUCCCCAAGGAAAACCUAACACCUUCUCUAGCUCCCCUUCUUCACUCCGAUUUGCGUAGGGAUAUAUAUGCCAAGGUCAAUGCAGCGAUCCUGCAAGACCAAGGUGCUCGUACAGAGGCCCUGCUCUGCGACUUCGCCAGGUUAUACGCCUGGGCAGAGCAGAAGGCCCGAGAGGCUAAGAAGGAGAUCCCCGACAAGCUGGACCUUGGACUCGGGGAUUCCAACAAUAGUAAUACCUCCCAGGACACCAUGGGGACCAGCCAGAAUGGCGCUUCUAACGACACUUUAAUGACCAACAACGGAGACCUUGACCCGAUGAUUUCAUGA
Messenger RNA from Aspergillus puulaauensis, 813 nucleotides. RefSeq lists its product as uncharacterized. The transcript has 4 exons. The coding region runs from base 1 to 813 and encodes 270 amino acids. Lineage: Eukaryota; Fungi; Ascomycota; Eurotiomycetes; Eurotiales; Aspergillaceae. The record is from RefSeq and is a predicted model, not a curated record. Gene Ontology annotation, molecular function: protein binding. Gene Ontology annotation, cellular component: nucleus; cytoplasm. Gene Ontology annotation, biological process: proteasome-mediated ubiquitin-dependent protein catabolic process.